Messenger RNA from Diachasma alloeum, 1883 nucleotides. RefSeq names its product glyoxylate reductase/hydroxypyruvate reductase. The transcript is spliced from 5 exons. Gene Ontology annotation, cellular component: cytosol. Lineage: Eukaryota; Metazoa; Arthropoda; Insecta; Hymenoptera; Braconidae. Gene Ontology annotation, molecular function: glyoxylate reductase (NADPH) activity; hydroxypyruvate reductase (NADH) activity; NAD binding. The record is from RefSeq and is a predicted model, not a curated record. The coding region runs from base 653 to 1747 and encodes 364 amino acids.
GAAUUUAUUUGCAGAAAAUCUUCUGAAAUUUGUCCUUCAUUAAAUAAUAAGGGCCCGUUUUUGUCGGAAUUUUUCUAAAAAAAACUACAUUUUUGCGUAAAAAAAUAAUAGUUUCCUUUUAAUUUCUGUGCUGUUGGGGGGAGUGACCAAUCAGCUGUCAUGUCUCUGUUGUAUAUCCACUAUUUUCCUAGAAUAAGUUUCCUAAAAGUGCCAUUCUUCUCCAAGCGUCCACCAAAUAUUUCCAAGACCUUUGUUCCGAAUAUUCCGAAGACCUUUUGUUAAUAACUUUAUUACAUUUUAUUACUUCAAUCCUCCAGACGCCGCGACCCCGACAAAUCGUUUUAUCAUCCUUUUCUUAUCUCUCUGUACCCCAACUUGAUCAUAAUUAUUCCAACAGUACAGAGUAACAUCUAUUCAGGGAGAUAUCCAAAGUAUUCAAACAGUACUUGUAUUUUAGUCUAUAAAUAAAAAUUUCGUGUUUAAGUUGAAGUUAUUAUUUUCUUCAAUCAGGAAUCCAACAUAUCACGGUAGAACAUCUGCUUCGAUUCUUUAUUUGAGUACACAGAGCACGGAGGGUGUCCGUUUAUGUACGUAGAGGUUAGGGGCCUGAUAAAAGAUAAAAAAUGUGGGGUUUUUACUAGAGCUCAUCACCAUGUUGCUCAACACAGUCCGACACUUGUCUUUGAAAUCUCGAGUUUUUCACACUGUCGAGGGCUCAUGGACUAAAUCGCAUUUGUUUAAAGGGAUUCUUAAGGUGUUCCAUUCAACAAUGGAAAGACCGAAGAUACUGAUAACUCGUAGCGAUGUACCACAGGCUGGGAUCGAUCUUUUGAGCAAGACGUGUGACGUCAAAAUAUGGGACAAAACAGAGCCGAUCCCAAGAGCAGACCUCCUCUCGAUGAUUCGUGGGGUCGAUGGAGUGUUUUGUCUCUUAACUGACAAAAUUGAUGAGGAAAUUCUCUCAGCGGCUGGGCCACAGCUGAAGGCAGUGGCAACCAUGUCCGUGGGGUACGAUCACUUGGACUUGAAAGCCCUGAAGGCCCACAACAUCCGAGUGGGCUACACCCCAGGAGUUCUGACUGAUGCGACAUCGGAAUUAGCUGUCGCCUUGCUAUUGGCCACUUCCCGGAGGAUCUGCGAGUCUGCACAGGCCUUGAGAGCGGGAAAAUGGACCUCCUGGUCUCCCUCCUUCAUGUGUGGUCCAGGUCUCGCGAAUUCGACAGUUGGAAUAGUCGGUCUAGGGAGAAUUGGAUUCAGAGUCGCUGAAUAUCUGAAAUCAUUUCGACUAUCUCGAAUUCUCUACACUAGCAGAACUGAAAAGCCAGAGGCUAUGGUGUUCGGUGGUCAACAUAGGGCUCUGGACACCCUGUUAGCUGAAAGUGACUUUGUGAUUGCAACGAUUGCUCUGACUUCAGAAACCAGGGAGAUGUUCAAUAAAAGUGCCUUCAGCAAAAUGAAGAAGACUGCGAUUUUUAUUAAUGUCAGUAGAGGGGAAAUUGUGGAUCAGCCAGCGUUAAUAGAUGCCCUGAAGAAUGGGACAAUCAGAGCUGCUGGACUUGAUGUCAUGACCCCUGAACCCAUUCCACUGGAUCACGAGCUGUUGAAGCUUGAUAAUUGUGUACUGGUACCUCAUAUCGGAAGUGCAGCACUCGAAGCCAGAGAAAAAAUGUCGAUAAUAACUGCUGAGAAUAUUCUGGCUGUUCUCGAGGGAAAACCGGAGAAAAUGCCAGCCCCUCUGCAGCUUUAGUGUCCUUUUUAUGAAAUGAUGAUAAAAAAUCAUUCCUGAAAUACUAAAACGCAUUGUAUUGUCCCUCCACUACUUUUGUGAGUCUUUUGUAAAAGAAUAUUAUUUAAUUAUAUACAUGAAUGAAUUUAAUAAUUAA